Bombus huntii is the source of this 847-nucleotide messenger RNA. RefSeq names its product omega-amidase NIT2-like. Gene Ontology annotation, biological process: oxaloacetate metabolic process; L-glutamine metabolic process. Gene Ontology annotation, molecular function: omega-amidase activity. The record is from RefSeq and is a predicted model, not a curated record. Gene Ontology annotation, cellular component: mitochondrion. The transcript has 6 exons. The coding region runs from base 1 to 798 and encodes 265 amino acids. Lineage: Eukaryota; Metazoa; Arthropoda; Insecta; Hymenoptera; Apidae.
AUGGUGUCUGUUUUCGCAGUUAAUUUGACUGCUAUUUCUGGGUUAGUGUGCCUGACUAGUACAGCUGUGUCGUCCGUGAGUGUCAGUAUUUUGCUAUUGGUAGUUGUUGGCAAUGCAGAGUACUUUCGAAAAUACGCCGAGAGUAUUCCUGAUGGUGAAACGAGCGUUGCUUCAUCGAACGCAGCUAAAGAAAACAACAUCUAUGUAGUUGGUGGUACGAUGCCUGAAAUAGAGGGCGAUAAAUUGUACAAUACCUGUACUAUUUGGGGUCCCGAUGGAACUUUGAUAGCAAAACACCGAAAGGUACAUCUAUUCGACAUCGACAUUCCUAAUAAGAUUACUUUUCGAGAGAGUGAUUCACUCAGUCCUGGUAACUCCCUAACGACGUUCGACGUGAAGGGCUGCAAAAUAGGUAUUGGCAUUUGCUAUGAUAUUAGAUUCGAGGAAAUGGCACGCAUUUAUCGGAACAAAGGUUGCCAAAUGCUGAUAUAUCCAGCGGCAUUCAAUAUGACCACUGGACCACUGCACUGGUCAUUACUUCAGCGUUCCAGAGCGAAUGAUAAUCAAUUAUACGUUGCCUGCAUAUCACCGGCUCGUGUUUCUUCAGCAAGUUACGUCGCAUGGGGGCAUACACAGUUGACCAAUCCCUGGGGAAAGAUUCUUUACGAUUUGGAAACUCAAGAGAAUAUGGCAGUCACCGAUAUCGAUCUAAAAGUUGUUGAGGAAGUAAGGGCUCAGAUACCUACAUUUUCUCAGAGACGUACAGAUUUGUACGACACUGUCUGUAAGAAGGAGUAACUCUACACUAAAACAGAAAAUGUUUUUUUAUAAUAUUUCUACUACAAUA